CUGACCAUCACAAACGCUUCUUCAUCACCCUCACCAUCCUCAUCCUCACUCACUGCCAUCUCCUCUGCAAUGACCUGCAGCCGACCCCUCAUCUCGUACACGUCCAUCCUGCAGAUACAGCAGCUCUUCCGCUGGAUUCCUCUCCCGUGACGUCACUCGCGCAUGGCGGCGGGCGCCGUGCAGUGACAGGUCAGAGCGGCUCGCGCUUUCGGGGCUUUUGAACGCGAACCCGGAGCUCGCGCGGCUCGUCGAGGACGGUCUCGCGCUGCGAUGAGCGGCGCGGACUCGGAGCGGGUGGACAGCCUGGAGGGCUGGGUGGCGGUCAGGAGCGACCUGUUCUCCGGCCCGGAGGCUCUCCGGCUGGACUUCCUGGUACAGUGGAGCGAGGUGGAGGGGCAGUUCGCGGUGACCUGCCGGAGCCGGAGCCCCAGAGGAGCCGCCGUGGCCGGUCAGCGGGGCUGGGCUGCCCUCCUGUCCGCCGCUGACAUCACACAGGCCCACAGCACCCUAACCAGCACCGCGCAGGAGCUCCAGCACUGCCUGCCCGACCUCAGCGCCUUCAGCCCGGCCAGGAACCUGCUGUGGGACCUGCUGUUCUCCAGCACCAGCAGGCCGGAGAACCAGCAGCAGCUGGACGUGGACGGGGUCUGCAGGCAGCUGGAGAAGUAUUUCAGUGUGGCGGUGGAGCUCUGUGGCAGCAGGAUUGUCCUGGACACUCUGUUCAGCCUACAGGAGGAGGAGGAGGAGGAGGAGGAGGAGGAGCAGUUCUAUGAAGAUCUGCAAGAGUUUAAGAAGAAGGCCAUGGAGGAGCAGGUGCAGAGAGCCAAGGACAGAGUGAGGAGGAUUGUGCAGGGUCACAGCUCUGCCUCUGGACUCCAGCAGCUGAUGAAGGUCUAUGAGGAAGAGGAUGACGCAUAUGAUGAUUUAGUUGCCGUGGCGACGCAGUUCUAUCAGCACCUGCUGCAGCCGUUCAGACAGAUGAGAGAGAUCAGCACGCUGUACAGGUUGGAGAUCCAGAAGUGUGUGCAGACAGAGGAGCUGGGGCCGAAGCGUGUGGCUGAGCUGGAGCAGGAGGCUGAAGAGUGGAAUAAACGCGGUCAGGAGGCCGAGAGCUCCGUCCAGGACAUCACAGUCUGCUACUUCAACGAUACAGCGUCCAGUCUAGCAGCGAUGCUGAAGCAGAUGGAGAAUGACCGCAAGCGGUUUGGAUCGGCUGCGUGGGCCGUUGUGACUCCCAGACUGGAGAAACUCAAACUGCUGUCGGCUAAAGAGUCUCUGCAGCAUAUGAGAGCCAGAGAGCUGUGUGUGACCCGUAGCAAACAGGACAUCAGAGACAAGCUGGAGGGUGUGUGUGGGGCUGUGCGUGAGGUGCAGGUGUUGGAGGUGCAGUAUUAUGAGGCUCAGCUGGAACUUUACGACUGCAAGUUAGAAAUCCUGAAGAAUGAAGAGCAGCUGCUGCUCGCACAGAUACACACCAUCCGGAGACAGAUCAAAGAACUCAGUGAGGAGGUGGUUUAUUAUGAUGCAUGCGAGGAUCCCGCAGAGCUGCAGUGCAUUCAGACCAGCACCGCCCACUCAGGCAAUAACCCCACCCACUCUCACCUGCACCAGCAGCUCCAGCAGCUGGAGAGAAAAAGAGCUGCAACGUCAACACACAGAGCAAAAAUAAGGAACAGAAAGGAGAGCUGUGUGAAGGCGUGGGAGCUCCAGCAGGGGGAGCUGCAGCAGAAAACCACUCAGCAUCAACACCACCACGCAGUACACCUGAAGCGGGAGAAGAGGAGGGAGGAGGAGGAGCAACAGAAGGAGUGGGUGGAGCUUGAGAGGGAGAAAACACUCAGCAGACUCCGCUCCUUCAGAGAGAAAAAGCUCGGGCAGUUCGUGAUGAAGACCCCUCGCUCCAAACCAAAGCAUCCUGACUCCGCAACAGAUGAUUCAUCACAGCCAAUGUCAAUCAUCUCUCUGGCCCCUCCUACUCAUGAUGUUUCUCAGAGCCCCGCCUCCAGGCCUAGAGGAAGGGGGCGAGGUCAGAAGUGGAGAGAAAUCCCUGUACAAAUUCUGUUACCCCCAGGGCCAGGACCAGCUGUGCCAGAACAGACACUUACCCCCCCUCUUCUGCCCCCACCCCCACCUCCUCCUCCUCCUCCCCCUCCACCUCCACCUCCUCCUCCCCUUCCCCUGCACGCUCCACCCCUGCCGCUCAGUGACAGAGAGGUUGCACCAUCUCCCAAAAUCAAAAACACACUGCAGGAAAGCACAGGUUCGAUGGAUGCUGUCCUGGCCUCUUUGCAGAGGGGGCAGGUGCGCCUGCGUAAGGUGACCCCCAACGCCCCCACCGUUUCCACAGAGGCCAACUUUAGAGACAACCUGCUGUCAGCCAUCCGUCAGGGCGUGACCUUAAAGAAAGCCCCGCUCCCUGUAGGCCCCACCCCCUGCAGAGACUCUGAACUGGAACAGAGCAUCAAAGCAGCGAUGAUGAGGAUGAAGAGGGUCUCCAAGGAGACGGAUGAUGAAGAUGAUGAUGAUGAACAGCGGGACGCUCAGUCGGGAGACUGGGACAGUUGAGCGAGCGCAGUUUUAAUGCUGAGUGUUAAGCUAUACUGGAGAUCUGAAUGUGCGAAGAUGCCUUAAACCGUGAUUUACAUAUUAUAGAAUAUACAGCACUGUGAUGACAUUACAGACACGUUCACUCACACUCAGCUACCUGCAGUCUUGAGCUGUGUGUGAGGAGGAAUAGUUCGUCUGGAGGAGGAGGGGGAAAGUGAUUUGGAAGGGAUUUGAUUGGCUGGUUUAUACUAGAAAAAAGUGUGUAAUGUACUCAGAUUUACUGAUCCACCCACCAGCCUUCCGGUUAAAGGUGCAGUAUACGAUUCCGGAGAAACACGGUUCAUAUUUGAACUUAGAAAAGCAAACACACCUGUCCGUUCAGCGCGCCUUCAGAAGCUCCGCCUUCCUGAAAUUGCUGCCAAGAUGAACGAAUCUGGGCUAGAAAACUUUUUUUUUUUUUUUUUGUCUUUAUGGCCAUAAAGUUCUUUGCUGUAUGGACAGAUUCCGUGACAUAACAUUAGAGCAGACAGACAGACAGACAGAUCGAUCAUUAGCUUUAUUAAUCCCAGAGAGAAAGUCGUCUAUUACAGCAGCAGCAGAAGUGGCGUACGCUGUGUACAGAUACGUAAAUAGAAAGAAAUAGACAGAAAAUAUAAUAUGCAGUACAAAAACGUCUGAUGAUUGAACCGCGUGACUAAACGCUGUAAACGAUAUCUAAUUGUUGCUGUCGGGACAAACGUUGUAUCUUUACCUUCUAUAUCUAUUUUUCUUGUUUUUCAAUUUUUAUAACAAUAUUUUCUUCCAUUAAAAUUUUUCCUUAGUCUGUAAAGCUUUUUGGAGAGAUGAGAUGUUCUGACAGCAGUGAUGUGUUAAUAGUCAAUAUUAUGGCCAUGUAUAGUAACGAGUAGAGAGAUCUAGUGUCCAGCUGUCCAGUGUUCAGUGUAGCUGACGUUAGUUAGAGGGGUCGGUCCUGCAAACAGGACAAAACAACACUGACCUGUUGCUUCAGCAAAAUAAGGCAAUGCUGGCCAGAAUCAGAGCAGCCUCCUCAUCCCUUUUCAAGCCUUUCAGUUCUCCGUGGAUCUAAAGUCAGUUUCUGAUUCUCCAGCAUCUUGUUUGCAUUUUCCUGUUCCACCUUAAAUGACACAGCAGUUACAUUCAGGCAACAAAAUGAAACUGCUCCACGAUUUAAGGUGGAACUGAAAAAUGUGAACAGGAAGCCAUUUCAGGCUCUCUCUCUCUCUGCUGCCAAAACUCCCUCUCUGAACUUCUCUCUGUCUGUUCUUCAUAUCUUCUCCUCUUGGGCUGCUUCUCUCCUUUUUCAUGAUGCAUGGAGUCCUCCCCCCUGGCCUGAGUCGGAGCGCCCCCUGCUGCUGAUUAAAGAUCCGGGGCUGUGGGCCGACGCGUUCCAGCGAACGCCGAACGGAGAGCUCGCAGACCGCGAGGAGAUGCUCACUAAGUUGGAAGAAGUUUCCUGGACUGAAACCGUUUACUGCACCUUUAACGUCAGAUAGAGCAACGCCAGGCUAGUAAACGGCGCAGCAGGACGGGAUUCAUGUUUUAAACGUUUGAUCUCGUUUUCCUUCUGAUUAAUCGGGAACGCAGUCAAUUAAUCGGGAUUUACAGCCGCGCUGUUUGAUAUGGAGGAACUGCCAAACGUCCUGUUGCGGUUUGCGUCACUGAAGCGCCUCCCGCUCAAACACUGCAGGCUUUAGAAAUGAGUGGAUAAAACACGCCCCCUUUCAAAUCCACGCCCCCUUCCUGCUCCCUGAUUAAAGCUAAACAUUCAUAAUGGAUUAAUUGACGGGGGUCUUCAGUGAGCAGUGACAUCACAGACCCGUGUGGAAUAAACCCCGUGGGCUUUUGGGUGAAUCUCAAUCUAAAAACACUGAUAUUCUUUUCUGCUUUGGGAUUAAUAUUAAUAUCAUACUGUA
Pygocentrus nattereri (red-bellied piranha) is the source of this 4481-nucleotide messenger RNA. RefSeq names its product WASP homolog associated with actin, golgi membranes and microtubules. The record is from RefSeq and is a predicted model, not a curated record. The transcript is spliced from 12 exons. Gene Ontology annotation, molecular function: Arp2/3 complex binding; actin binding. Gene Ontology annotation, cellular component: cytoplasm; endoplasmic reticulum-Golgi intermediate compartment membrane. Bases 271 to 2565 code for a protein of 764 amino acids. Gene Ontology annotation, biological process: Arp2/3 complex-mediated actin nucleation; endoplasmic reticulum to Golgi vesicle-mediated transport. Lineage: Eukaryota; Metazoa; Chordata; Actinopteri; Characiformes; Serrasalmidae.